Messenger RNA from Durusdinium trenchii, 1496 nucleotides. Lineage: Eukaryota; Dinophyceae; Suessiales; Symbiodiniaceae. The record is from the annotation of a GenBank genome assembly.
GCGGGGAGAUUUUUUCCAAUCAUGGUGUAUCCAUGGCCAACACAACCUGUGACAAGCCCACAAAGGUGGAUGCUACGGUCCACGUGUUUCUUCUUAGUAUCUACAUCUCAACCUGUGACAAGCCCACAAAGGUGGAUGCUAAGAGCCACCUCUCCACGUCUUUUUCGCAGUCAGUCUCUACUGUUGGCAUUUUUGAACCUCUCAAUACAACUUGUGACAACCCCACAAAGGUGGAUGCUAAGGGCCACCUCUCCAGGCCUGUGAGAAGCCCAGAAAAGGUGGAUGCUUCCGGCCACCCUACAUCUGAAGCCAAGUUUCCAUUGUUGCCAGAACAGUGCAAGAACUUGCAACCUAUGCAAGAGAACUUGAUGCCCCUAGUCAACGCAACUUGUGACAAUCCCAUGCAGGAAGGGCGCCAAGGGCCAUCCCACCAUUUCUUUGUCGUAGUAUUUCAACCUGGGCCUGAAAGUGAUGCACCAAGUUUCCCUUGGCUCUCCCACCCUGCAAAGCCGCGGUCAUGGCCUGACACCAAGCUGCCUCAGGGAUGUCAUUCUGCUCAAAAAUUCUUUGCGCACAGCCAGCCCAUGCACCUUCACAAGUACAACCACUGCUGAGCGCAUCCUGCGUGCAGCACCUGCCAUCAUGUCUUGGUCUGGAAGGUAAUGAAAUCCUCAACCUGCUGCACCUUCCAGCUCUUCUCAACGAUGGCCUGCAAACGUUGCACCUCCAUCGAUCCAUCGAGAAGCUCCUUCCCCCUCAUGGGUUUAGAGAAAGCAGGCUUGGCGUUGCUAGACGGCUGGCGUUUCAAUGAAGAAGAUGUCAUCCCCUAUGCCUUGCAGCUGCUGUGGUUUGAAGGGGCUCCAUUCAUCAUUUCGAGGCCGCAGAACCAGUUCUCUAGGCACCUGCGAUAUGCCAGAGAUGACCCAGUCUUCAUCACCACACUAUCGGCGGACCUGACGGAGCUGAAGGGGAAGAAGUUCUUGCAACAGGGUGAUGUUGAGAUGAUGCUGAAGCGCUUGCUCGUCUUUAACUUCACAAAGCCCAUCGUGAUCUGCAAGCCUGUGGUGCAAGGCUGCGGUCAUUGUUUUGGCCAUACUGCGACCCCUCUUGUCCAUGCUCCCAGCGCAUCACCUCGAGCUGCGCCUUGCCGUCCACCUGGAGUCAUUGAAGAAGCUGAAUCUUGGUCAGUCGCAGAUGUAGUGUCGUUUUUGCAUCACCUUUCUUUGAGCUACUUGGCCCCAAAGUUUGAGGAGAACGGCGUUGAUGGCCAAAUGCUUUGUGAGCUGUCCCUGGGAGAUCUCACUGACAACUUGGGGUUGGAGCCACUACAAGCCAGGAAGGUGAUGAACCGACUAUGGCCAUGAGCUGCACUCUUGUUCUUCUUGCUAGCGUCUCUAAAGUGUCUCUAACUCAACAUGCUUGCACGGCAUAUAUAACUUACAGACUAUGCCCCAACCAAGAACAGGUGCGAUCUCACGUGUCCCUCUUGAGUCCGG